Messenger RNA from Theobroma cacao (cacao), 1086 nucleotides. Its product is annotated as FKBP-like peptidyl-prolyl cis-trans isomerase family protein. Gene Ontology annotation, cellular component: chloroplast. Lineage: Eukaryota; Viridiplantae; Streptophyta; Magnoliopsida; Malvales; Malvaceae. Gene Ontology annotation, molecular function: peptidyl-prolyl cis-trans isomerase activity. The record is from RefSeq and is a predicted model, not a curated record.
AUCCUAUCACCAGUAAGGAUAAGGUAGGACCAGCCUCUCUCCACAAAAGUGAGGAGGAUAUUUUCUUUCUUCCUGCUGCCUCUGAAGCUUAGUUUCUUAAGCCGAGAUUUUAUCAAUCCCUUAAAUGGCAGCCUUCUUUGGCUCCCCACCAUUUCUGUCUCACCCACUAACAAGAACUCCCCAUUUCUCUUCUUCAUCCCAAGCACCUCCUCCUACUCCUCCUUCACCACCAAACCCAUCUUCACAAUCACAACCACAACCUUCCACUCCAUCUCCACAGCUAAGCACAACUUCAUCAGAGCAGCAACCACCAGCCACGGUAAGAGUGCAACAACAAGGGCCCCCUAAACCUCCCACCAAUGUUGAAACCACAGACUGGAUAGCUUCCUCCUUGACCAGGCGCUUCGGGCUCGGUGCAGGCCUUGCAUGGGCUGCGUUCCUUGCUGUUGGAGUGAUCUCUGAACAGAUUAAGACUCGCCUUGAAAUUUCUCAGCAAGAAGCAAAUACAAGAGAUGCUGAGGAGCAAGAGGAGGUUGUGCUGCCUAAUGGCAUAAGGUACUAUGAGGUGAGAGUUGGUGGAGGGGCUUCACCAAGGAAUGGAGACUUGGUGGUGAUUGAUCUCAAGGGAAAAAUUGAAGGCAGUGGUGAAGUAUUUGUUGAUACAUUUGAUGGAGGCAAGAAGCCACUUGCUCUAGUGAUGGGGUCAAGGCCUUACAGCAAAGGAACGUGUGAAGGGGUAGAAUCUGUAUUGAGAUCAAUGAAAGCAGGAGGUAAAAGGAGAGUCAUAGUUCCUCCCAAUUUGGGGUUUGGAGAGAAUGGUGCAGACUUAGGCUCAGGUGUCCAGAUUCCGCCGUCUGCAACUCUUGAGUACAUUCUUGAGGUUGAUAAAGUCUCCAUUGCACCUGCAUGAUUCUUUUUGAAGGAAAGAGCCAUAAAUUAAACUAAACUAAACUGCAUGUAUUUAGUGCGCUUUCACAGUUUUAUGAGUUGUAUAUUGUUUUCCUGUUAGAUCAUGAAUGCAUACACAGCAAAAGCAAAUUUAUUAAAAGGAACUCAAACUUCUAUUUAGUCCAGAUUGGUUUCUCA